AUGGCAGGAAGAGGUACACAUGAUAAUAAUAGAUAUGGAGGAGAGCGGCCCCGUAAACCGCUACCGACGGAGCCUCCGUACCUUGCGUACGUUGGCAACUUACCCCAUGGAAUAGUACAGGGUGACAUCAAUGCCAUUUUUAAGGACUAUGCGGUGAAGAGCGUUCGUUUGGUGAAGGAUAAGGAAACGGACGUAUUUAAAGGCUUUUGCUAUGUCGAAUUUGACACCCUGGAUGACCUGGAGAAGGUGCUGCUGCUAGAUGGCAUGAUUGUGUUAAAUGAACGACCGGAACCGCUGCGGAUUGACGUUGCCGAGCAGAAGAAAAAUGAUAGGGGCGGAUUUAACAAACGAGGUGGCCAGCAAAAUCGCGGUGGUCCCGGUGGACCAAGCGGUGGAGGUGGCGGCGGUGGCUACAAUCGUGGCGGUCCUAAUCAAAUGAACAAUCGCCCAAUUAGCAGUGGAGGUCUGGACAGGAACUACGAUCGGGCACCUAACCGAGGGAGGUACGGAAACUUUGGUGACGAUCGCGACGGAGGUGGCCGAGACGAAUGGGGCCGUGACGGUCCUGACCGUGAUGGACGUGGCGGUGGCGGUCGCUAUAACGAUCGUGACGGCGGCUAUGGGCGCGGUGGUGAUGAUGGGAAUCGAUAUGGGAACUACGGUCGCAGUAGUAAUCAAUAUCGCGACAACGAUCGGAGAAAAGACUCAUCCUCGCAACACUAUCCACCACCUUCCAAUCCAAAUCUGAACAUGGAAGAACGGCCCCGGCUCAAACUGGCCCCGCGCUCAGUGAACGCCCCGCUAAAUUCGCUAGCGGAAACGAAGCAGGCCGCGGCCAUCUUUGGCAACGCACGACCGCGCGAGGAAAAGAUCGGCCCAGACCUUGCGCGGAAGCAUGCCAACAGUGUUGGCAGUGAGGGCAGCAGCGGUGGUGACGGCGGUGGAGGUAGUGCUUCGUCUAGUGCGGCCGUCGAUAAUUAAGAGUAAUUCAUGGAACAGUAAAAAAAAACACACACACACAUACGCGCACUUUAAUGAUGAGAUGCUGAUUAGGCCGGUAGGAAUAUGAUAAGAUGGCGGCUCCUAUUGUUUAAGUUCGCAUUUUCUUCGCUCUGGUAAGCGCAAGCACUGGUCUUAUCCGGAGUUUUCAAUUUCUGUGUCCAUGCGUGCUAUUUUUUCCUUUUUCCGAGUUGAAAACUGUGUGCGUUUUCCGUUCUUAUUGUUUGUUUCAACUAUAUAGGUACCGUUUCAGUUUGUACACUUCCUGAUAGUUGUGUAUGUAUAAAAUGUAUCAUUAACACAGUAUAAUCGCAGGAUACUUGGUUAGCUGCGAUCAGGAACAUCAUAUGGUUUUCCCAAAGCGCUUAUGAAACUGGCUUGCGUAAAAGUAAGCGAAAGCUGUAUUAAAAUUCCAUUUGUGAUUCGUUCUAUUUUCGCUUCCUUCAAAUGUAUAGCACAGCAAGAAGGAAGAGGUUAAUAUUUUGUAAUGCCUAUUUCUCUCGUCACAAGUUCAUCAUCUUUCUUAGAAAAAUAAUACACUAUCUAAGACAACAAGCUAUUACGACUUAUCUUGAUCACCCCGGUGGGUUCUACACCUAUCUUGAUUGCCCCGUGCACAGUUGCCGUCGUCGAAAUCCAAAUAAUUGCAGAUUACUAUGUGCGAAUUCCAAUAAAUGACAGUUCAACAGCAAAGAAAUGUUAAUAUAGUAAUACUCACGUGACUUGAUUAACCGCAAAAGGUAUGGAAGAAGAAAUGCAUUAUUUCAUAGGUAUUGUUGGUCGAAGCUCGUACUAAUCGAUCGAACUGAACAACUGACUAAUGUAAUGAUGGCUGCUGACGUGCUGAGCAGAAUUAACGAUAACGGAUGCAAGAAAUUGUAGCACGGUCACAAAUAUUCUUGACAGCCAUGCUCAAGCAUGGUCAUGUAUUAGGCUUAUGUUGAAAGCAAUAGGAAAACAAGCAUUAGACAUUCGAAAUGCUAUGACUAAAUCAUCGUAAAUGCAUCGAUAACAGAAAAAACGAGUGCAUAACCUAAGGCAACAAAACAUACCAUAAUCCAGGAAAUGAAACAGUUACACCACUUUCACGCUCACAGUUGCAUCGAUAGCGCAGCAAAAGUCAGGGGAUGCUAUUACAGAUAGUUAAAGAUAAUUUAUAUUCUUUUAUUUGUAAGCUUUUUUCUACAAAUAAUAACAGCAUCUAAUGGAGAGACAAAGUGAAAAAAUACAAAUAAUAAAGAUAAUAACAUUAAUAUAACUAUGUAAUACGCUAAAGGUAAUGAAUUAAUAGUACAGCUCGCGAGGUGCAUUCGGCCCUUGGGUAUCAAAAAAAAACAUAAUAAAACAAAAGGAAAGCAAAAUAUGAAACCGAAAGCAGUAAAACACAAGAUCAUUAGUUGACUGUUCACAUUGAAUGAAAAAAAAACACUGGACUUAUGUAAUUAUAAAAAAAUAUCGUGCAUACAACCCAUAUUUUAAAGUAAGAGACACAGCUGCAGUAAAACAAAGCUAAUAGUUUGAUUGUUGCGGACCUCUUUCUUCAUAACAAACUAGGAUGUUUUGAAUUAGAUUUACGUUGACUAACAAGAGCAAAUUGUUGUGCUUUGCGUUGCUGUUGCUCACUCAUGUUUAGAGAAGCUACUUUUAUAGCCUAGUAGUUGGCAUACUUCAGGAUUUUAAAAUCAGGCUACUUGUUUUCAUAUGCACGGAACAAUUAAUUCUCUUUAGACAGCAACAUAAAUGAUUGAACAUUGAACUACGUCUGAAGAGAUAAACCAGCAAAAGAGAAACGCGCAAAGUGAAAGAUAAGACGAACCAGAGCGAAAACAAAAUGCAAUGACGACAAACAAAUAAGGAGCAAAAUCUCAGCACCACGCAGAAGCAAUCUAAGGAAAACCGUCGCUUCGUCUAUUAAAAAUAAUUCCAAAUGUUUAAAUAGGCGUCGAUAACAGCAUAACGACGUUGAAUGUUGCGUUCGUUGUGUUGAGUUAUUUGAGAGUUAUUAUUUUUCCUUUCGUUUUCAUUACAACUGUAUUUUAAUUUUUUUUUAUUUGUUUGACUUUCAUUUUGUAUGACAUUGUCUACGCAAUGUCUAGGUUGUAUUCGUAUGAUGUACCAUUUUUUCUGGAAAAUAAAGAAACCUGGUAAAAAAUAAUACAAAAAAUACCAGCCGAAAGUGUGGACAUUGAAGUAUGUUUGGAUAAGGUAAGCUUUUUUCUGCAGUAAAUGUACCUUGAAGCUUGUAACUCUCAACAUGUAACAGCGACACAGGGAACUUUAGGAACUUAAACAUCUCAAGUCUCUGUAUUCUUCAAUUGCUCAUUGAUGGUUGUCUAAUGUUCUAAUUGAAUAAUAAAUAAGUUAAUUAGGAAUUCCAACACAUUAGCAAUCCUGUAUGCUAAUCAUAAGUAUUUUCGUAAACAUUUAAAGGGUCUAGAAUUUUGAAUACAGAUUUACCGUAUCAUCCUGAUUUAACUCACCUUACAUGUUCCGAUCAGUUAAACUAGGCCAAUGAAUCAAUUAAAAUUACUAGCUUCGUAGGUUUUAAUUGCAUGUGAAUCAUGUAAACUUGUAAUCAAACAAAGUAUAACAAAUGAAAUGCAUAAACAGUUUCAAAAAAGCUAUUAUAAGAAAGUACUAAAAAGAAUCGAAAAAAGUGAAAAAUGUAACGAAAAUGAAGAAAAACUACAUAAUACUAGUAACACGAGAGAAGGAAUCAUAAAAAGCAUUUGUGGAAGAUGUAAAAAUGAAUUGAAAUACUGUUAGUAGCACUCUUUAAAAUAAGUAUUGUGUAUUGCUACAAAAAGAAAACAAAACAAACAACAAAAAGAAAACAAAGACUAAAUAACAAUCCUAAAUACGAUCACUAUUCAAAGCUGAUUAGUACUGGUAACAAAAGAACCUC
Molecule: messenger RNA, 3904 nt
Organism: Anopheles nili
Lineage: Eukaryota; Metazoa; Arthropoda; Insecta; Diptera; Culicidae
Product: eukaryotic translation initiation factor 4H-like
Exons: 4
Coding region: 1-981 (326 amino acids)
Molecular function (GO): RNA binding
Source: RefSeq, a predicted model, not a curated record